Molecule: messenger RNA, 291 nt
Organism: Lactuca virosa
Lineage: Eukaryota; Viridiplantae; Streptophyta; Magnoliopsida; Asterales; Asteraceae
Source: the annotation of a GenBank genome assembly
AUGGUUUGUGGUAGAAAGAUCGUUGGAGGGGAGAAGAAAUCUUGCAGAAAUGUAAAUGUACGUGCUGCACUUAAAAACGCAAGAACAAAUUAUAUUGGAGCUAAACUUGGUGUCAAACUUGUUGCUACGAUAAUCAAGAAUUUAGGUGGAAAAGUUGAUGACCUGGACAAAGGACAGACAAGAGGAAAUCAUUUAGGUAUGUUUGUAAGUAAUAAUAAAGAAAGGGCCGAUAACAUGUUCAAAAAUGUGGGAGUGGCUAUUAAUAGCGGUGAUGGUGGCAACACACCUUGA